Molecule: messenger RNA, 1807 nt
Organism: Micropterus dolomieu (smallmouth bass)
Lineage: Eukaryota; Metazoa; Chordata; Actinopteri; Centrarchiformes; Centrarchidae
Gene: noxo1b
Product: NADPH oxidase organizer 1b
Exons: 8
Coding region: 1-1509 (502 amino acids)
Biological process (GO): superoxide anion generation
Molecular function (GO): superoxide-generating NADPH oxidase activator activity; protein binding; phosphatidylinositol binding
Source: RefSeq, a predicted model, not a curated record
AUGACCGGUGAACAGCGCUUUGUGAUCAGUACCCGCAUUAUUGGAGCUGUCCUUAGGGACACACCAAAACUCAAGAUGUUCAUGAUAUCUGUGUUAUGGUCUGAUGAGACGGAAGUGAUUAUCUACAGGUCUUUCCAGGAUUUCAAGAAAUUUCAUAGGCAGCUGAAAAAGAGGUUCCCUCUUAUGAACCUUUUCCGGAAAAAUGACAGAGUGAUCCCCAAAUUUAAAGUAAAGGCCAGGCGAGGCAGCUUCCAGCAGAAGGGAUCCAAGCGAUCCGUCCAACGCAUGAAGUUCCUGGAGAGCUACUGCGACAAGCUGUUGAGAUGUGACCAAACUGUGACUCAGAGCUCGGAGGUCGCACAGUUCUUCAUGCCCAAAGACCAGGACCUGCAGCCAGACUUCACCAAGAACAGCAUCAUGAUCCUGCUGUCUGAUGAUCUGCCUGAUGGCCCAGGUGGAGGGGGUGGCAAUGUUACUCGCCAGCAUGCGGGCAGCAUCACUCACCCAUUUGUCACCCAGACUUAUCGCUGCGUGGCUGCUUAUGAGACAAAAGAUACCAAGAAUCGUCUGUUUAAGGUUGCUGUGGACGAGAAGCUGGAUGUCCUGAUCAAAGACCCUGCAGGUUGGUGGCUGGUGGAGAAGGAGGAUAAGUGUUUGGCUUGGUUUCCUGCUCCCUACCUGGAGUUAUGGGAAGGAGAGGAAGAUGAUGAUGCUGGAUUCCAACUAGGAGGUGCCCUGUACUGUGCUGUGAGGAGUUAUUCGACUAAGAAGCACGAUGAGGUGUCUGUGCCAAUUGGCUCUGUGGUUGAGGUGCUGAGGAAGUCUGAUGACGGCUGGUGGCUCAUUAGAUUCAAUGGUAAGACGGGUUACAUCCCCUCCAUGUACCUGCAGCCAUUCAACAACCCACGUGCAGGCCUUUACCGCCUGCAGAGAAAGUUGCAUAGCUCCACUCUGAACUUGGCAACCAGCAAGGAAGCUCGGGCUUCUCAUCCACACAGCAUCAACAAAGAAAACAGCCCACAGCUGGAUCCUGCUGGUCAGUCCAGAGGAGAGGCCAGUGUUCCAGGGCGUCUCCACAAGGCCCAAUCCCUGGACGUUCUCCUUGAGAGGGACGCCUCAACUUCAGCUGGCCGCACGCGCAGCACGAGCAACACAAGCAACACAAGCAGUGAGCUCAGCGUCUACGGCUGCUCCUCCUCAAGCAGCGGAUCCUCCUCGAGUUUAAAAGAGGAGGACGCGCAGCAUCAGCGCCACCAGCCUGACAUCAGCGACAGUGAGCGCAGCAGCCCUGAUCUCAGUCUCUCCGACCGCCGCGGCUCCAGCACUACCUCUGAGAGUUCUGUAUCUGUCAAGUCCAACGGCAGCGAGACGUCCUCAGUCGCUCCCAGGGUACCACCCAGACCCAAAACCGAGGAGAUCUUGACCCGCUGCACCACCAUGACCCGCAAGGCAGCCCUGGCCACCAAGACUCGGCUUCAUAUUCAGCCAGAGUCCAACCACAGUCGCUAGGGAAAUGACACUGUGACACUUUACACUAAAAAUACUCUUAAUCGUGCUUUCUUGUUUAUUUAUAUCUUUUUAUUAUGUAUCCAUGUAAAAUAUUUAACAUGUUAAGUCAGUCAAGUGUGCAGCAUUGUUCAUAUCUCUCAUAGUGCUUGUGAUAGCAAUGAUUGAAGAGAUAGCAGCAGUGGCAAGACAAACCUUUGCUGGAUUCCAUAAGAUGAUAAUCUAGGAAUCUUCCAUUUGAUUAAAUGGAGCAUGGCAUCUUGGAUUUGAAUAUUUCACUCAGUAUAUGAAUGUAGCUUCA